AGCUGUACAGCCAUAGCCGUUGCAGUUCUAGCUAUACGACACGCGCCGAUGGACUAGAGUUGCAGUUGCGAGUAGAUUCUCUUCUGUAGAGCGCACCAACACUGCAACUCAACCCAGAUUUACCCGACCGGCAGUUUGCCCGAACGCCUUUAUACACAUGACAGCAAUAAUUCAUCGGUCUACCUAGAACGUACAGUUUCUUCUCAAAAUCUUCUUCCAUUUGAAUUUUAGUUCUACAUAUUUGAUUAAGAAAGAGAAAAAGAAGAAUCGAAAAUGUUAUUAAGGAUAAGCUUACUCUUCUCCUUCCUCGCCCUCUCUGUGACGGCAGAGUCGGAUACCGAAGAGGUCUCGACGGCCCGAUGGACAAACUCUACCCCAGCGGUUAAAAGUUGUUCUCAAGCUAGUGCCUGCAAAAAAGGGGUCAUUUUGCCUCUGUGGGAACCGCAAAAAAAUCUUUCUGCUGGAGACAAGGCGGCUAGGGCCACAGUUUAUAUGGCGGCGAUGAUUUUCAUGUUUCUCGGUGUGUCGAUAAUAGCCGAUCGAUUCAUGGCCGCUAUUGAAGUGAUUACGUCGAAAGAACGCGAAAUCACUAUUAAACUGCCAAGCGGUGAAACAACGGUCGUAAAUGUCCGAGUUUGGAAUGAGACAGUAUCGAAUUUGACACUUAUGGCGUUAGGUUCAUCGGCUCCCGAGAUUUUAUUAUCGAUUAUCGAAAUCGUUGGUAAUGACUUUAAAGCUGGACAAUUAGGGCCUAGUACGAUAGUUGGUUCAGCAGCUUUUAACCUGUUCAUAAUCAUUGGUUUAUGCAUAUACGUUAUACCUGACGGGGAUUGCCGACGAAUUAAACAUUUACGGGUUUUCUUUAUAACCGCAACAUGGAGUAUAUUCGCCUAUCUGUGGCUAUAUAUCAUUAUCGCCGGUUUCUCCAAGGGUGAAGUAGAAGUUUGGGAAGCUGUUCUCACAUUUCUCUUCUUCCCCGCAACCGUUUUAACAGCAUAUAUAGCCGAUAGGAAAAUCUUCUUUAUGAAGUUUAUGAAUAAGAAGUACCAUGCAAGCCGCCAUGGAAGGAAAUCAAUACAGGUCGACGGAGAUUUGGAAUUAGCGGAGAGAAAUCACGUUGGUUCGGCUUCUGAAGAUGCAAUCACGUUUAAAGGAUUAGACAGUGACGAUACGGAAAUUCGAGAGUUCGAGAAGCACCGUAAGGAUUUUAUCGAUAUUCUACGCGAACUUCGUAAAAAGCAUCCUAAUUUGGAUAUGAAAUCAUUGGAAGAAAUGGCAGAAAUGGAAGCUAUGAAUAGAGGUCCGAAGUCGCGUGCUUUCUACCGGAUACAGGCGACAAGAAAGUUGACUGGUGGCGGAAAUGUCAUAAAAAAGAGUAAAGUCGAACGUCGUUCGUCUUUGGAGGAUGUCAAACUUGAUCUGGAUCAUGAUGAUAACGUCACCCGAAUCUUCUUUGAGCCUGGUCAUUAUACAGUUAUGGAGAAUGUUGGCACUUUUCAAUUGACAGUCUCCAGACACGGGGGAGACACAAACCGAGUUAUACAAGUCGAUUACGUGACAGAAGAUGGAACAGCUAACGCCGGAACGGAUUACGAAUUUGCCAGCGGAACUUUGGAAUUUCAACCGGGUCAGAUGCACUGUCAAUUCUCUGUUACCAUUAUUGAUGAUGAUAUAUUCGAAGAGGAUGAGCACUUUUACGUUAAAUUGCACAAUCUACGCGUUCCAGGUUAUGGCGGAGAUCAAAAUAGCGUAGCUCAAUUGGUCAUGCCAUCAAUGGCAACUGUUAUGAUUUUGGACGACGAUCAUGCAGGCAUCUUUCAUUUUGAAGGUUCGACAAUGUCUGUAUCCGAAUCGGUAGGAGAAGCGGAAAUAAAGGUUUGCCGUUCAUCGGGAGCACGUGGAAAGGUUAUUGUACCCUAUACAACUAUAGAAGGCACGGCCAAGGGUAACGGCAGAGAUUUCUUCGAUGCUUCGGGCCAGUUGGUAUUCGAAAACGACCAGACUGAGUAAGUAAUACGUUAUGUAUGCGUUUAUUGUAUGUUUUAUUCAUGUGGGUUUACGUCCCACUCUUCUCCCUCCUUCGUCCUCUCCACUCCAAAGGCUAUCAAUCACGUAAGCGGCCUAUAGUUUGUCCACUGUUAGGGUUACUAUAGGAACGCGGCGCCUACAAGAUGGUUAGAAAUAUAGCGCUUGCUAUAUAUUUCUAUAGGCUAUUUCUUGCAACUGCAGUUGUAAUUCGAACCGAACAGCUAUAGCUGCUACAGACCCGGAUGUUCAGACUCAACAGCCACUUGAUUUUUUAAUAUUAAAUUACGCCUCUUUCAGCCUGAGCUAACUCGAGAGAUUCCAUAUAAUAACAUAUGACACAAAUCGAUUGCCCCGUUCCAGAUACUUUCGUUCAUAUCCUAAAUAUAAUAAAACGUGUUUCACACACUCUCUAGUAUAUAUAUAUAUAUAACUGUUUCAUAGGCUUAUGUACAAUUUAUUCUUUUGUAGGUGCCUGAUCUAUAUUUAUAGUAUGUAUGUAU
Messenger RNA from Dimorphilus gyrociliatus, 2528 nucleotides. NCBI's taxonomy places the organism in Eukaryota, Metazoa, Annelida, Polychaeta, Dinophilidae. The record is from the annotation of a GenBank genome assembly.